Ipomoea triloba (trilobed morning glory) is the source of this 2599-nucleotide messenger RNA. RefSeq names its product pentatricopeptide repeat-containing protein At4g22760. Gene Ontology annotation, biological process: RNA modification. The coding region runs from base 333 to 2048 and encodes 571 amino acids. NCBI's taxonomy places the organism in Eukaryota, Viridiplantae, Streptophyta, Magnoliopsida, Solanales, Convolvulaceae. The record is from RefSeq and is a predicted model, not a curated record. Gene Ontology annotation, molecular function: RNA binding; protein binding. The transcript is spliced from 2 exons.
UAGCUGAUUCAAGGUUGUUAAGGAUGGUAGGUAUUUAGAAAGUGCAAAUAAAGUGUAUCAUGGACCAAUGCAAUGCAAUGCUGGCUGAUUGAAAUUGGACAGUUUUAGUCCAUCAAGUAAUUAAAAAUGUUGGAUAAAAAAAUGUUGGUCUCCCUUCUCCCUUCUCGGUGUUCACUCCGUCCAGACUUGGCGUCUCUGGUUUCCCUUCUCCAGUCUCCCUUCUCUGUCCGGCAGUAGGUGGCCAGCCGACCAGUAACCCAGCUUGCUAUCUGUUUGGAUGAAAAAGAAGAGCAGGUGCCAAUCAAUAGACUAAGACAAACAUAAUCUUGCUUAUGCUGACAAGAAAAGUCACUGCUUUGUUGGAUAAGGCUCUAGCCAUUAACCAAGCAAAGCAAAUUCAUGGCAUAAUACUAGUCAGUGGACUCCAUGAUCUCGAGCCUCUCCUGGUGCGGCGAGUUCUUAUGUCUGCAGGCAGUUACAACCGAAAUACCAUUCAAUAUGUUAAGUUGAUGCUUCGGUAUAUGCAAACUCUGGAUAUCUUUUCAGUAGCAUCCACCAUUCGGUUUCUUACAGAGCAUUCUCAGUUCAGGGAGGCUAUAUCUGUUUAUGUACAAUUGCAGAGAUCCGGGCUCAGUCCCAGCACAUUUGCUAUAUCAUCUGCUAUAAAAGCUUGUUCAAGGAUUCUGGAUAAGAUUGGUGGAACUUCGCUUCAUGGGCAGAGCUAUAAGUAUGGUUUCUGUAGGGUUGUUUAUGUGCAAACAGCUCUUGUUGAUUUUUAUGCAAAAAUGGGUAAAAUGGAGUCUGCGCGAAGCAUAUUUGAUGAGAUGGUUGGGAAAAAUGUAGUAUCGUGGAAUUCGAUGCUGGCUGGGUAUGUAAAAUCGGGGGAUUUGGUGAUGGCUCAAAGUGUUUUUGAUCUGAUUCCAGAGAAAGAUGUCGUUUCGUGGAAUUCAAUGGUUUCGGGAUAUGUAAGGGCAGGGAAUAUGGAGCAAGCAUAUGCGUUGUUUCAGAAAAUGCCCGAGAGAAGUUCUGCCUCAUGGAAUGCGAUGAUUAGUGGAUACAUAGAUUGCGGUAAGAUAGAUUUAGCACGCAGCUUCUUUGAUGCUAUGGACCAAAAGAAUCACAUUUCAUUAAUGACGAUGAUUUCUGGAUACUCAAAAUGCGGGGAUGUAGAGUCUGCCCGAAAGCUCUUUGGCCAGAUGGCCGAGAAAGAACAUAGAGUUUAUAACGCAAUGAUAUCUACUUAUGCUCAAAACAGUCGACCAAAAGAGGCUCUCCAGCUAUUCCGUGAGAUGCUUCAAUUGAAUGUGCAACCAGAUUACAUGACGUUGGCUAGUGCAAUUUCUGCGUGUUCUCAACUGGGAGAUUUAAAAUUCGGGUCUUGGAUUGAGUCAUACAUGAAGGAAGUAGGAAUCCAAAUGGAUGAUCAUCUGGCCACUGCGUUUAUUGAUUUGUAUGCAAAGUGUGGAAGUACCGAAAAAGCUUACGGUUUAUUUCAUGGAUUACAAAAGAAAGAUGUGGUCGCGUACACUGCAAUGAUAUUAGGAUGUGGAAUAAAUGGUCGGGCAAAUGAUGCCAUCGAGCUGUUUGAUGAGAUGGUAAAUUUUGAAAUUGACCCCAACUUGGCGACACUUACAGCAGUCUUGACUGCCUACUCCCACGUCGGUUUGGUUGAAAAAGGAUAUCAGUGCUUCGUCUCGAUGCAGAAAUAUGGGCUUUCUCCUAAUGUCGAUCAUUAUGCUAUCGCUGCUGAUCUUUUAAGCAGGGCCGGGCGGUUAGAAGAAGCGUAUGAUCUGAUAAAAAGCAUGCCAAUGCAGCCUCAUGCUGGAGUCUGGGGAGCGUUGCUUCUCGGUUGCAGUUUACAGAACAACUUGGAAAUUGGAGAGGUUGCGGCAAGGCAUUGCUUUGAUCUGGAGCCCGACAGCACCGGUUAUCGUUCUCUUCUCGCGAAUAUUUAUGCCUCUGCUGGGAGGUGGGAUGAUGCCGAGAGGUUGAGAAUGUCUGUGGAGGCCAAUGGGCAUACCAAGUUGCCUGGUUCCAGUUGGACAUAAGACAGGAAAAGGUUGCUCUCAAACACAUUCACACUGCAAUUCUAUUAGGAUUGCACCAUAAUCCCGAGUGUUGUGAAUAGGGAUGGCAAUUUGCUCCUCCCCCCGACAAGGAUGGGGAUGGGGAAAAAUUUUCGGGGGACGGGGACAGGGAUACCCCUCCUCGCCCCGUCCCGUCCCCGAAUAAUUAAAAUAGUCCAUUCUUCGCCAUCGUUCUCGCGCAGUUGCUGCCUCCACCACCGGUUUAAAAGGUCUAACACUUGGGAGGUCUGUUGAUCCAUUCCCGUAAAGUGAGUGACUGCGUGUGCAUAAUUUACUCUUUUUUGGGGGUAUCUUUUCAUAUACUUAGCCACUUAGGUUUUUCAGCUUGUUAUUACCCAAUGUUAACUUGAACAAUUAAUUAAGUUGUUUUUGUUUUCUUUCAUAUUGAAGAUGAAGAUUCUGAGGAUUGAAAAAUGAGGAAUUGAAGGCUUUAUUGUUAUUGUACUUUUAUAUAAUCAUGUUGAUUAGAGUUUUGGACUUUGGACAUUGAAAUAUUUGUAGUUUGCAUUUGC